Acomys russatus (golden spiny mouse) is the source of this 1060-nucleotide messenger RNA. RefSeq names its product activator of basal transcription 1 (gene Abt1). Gene Ontology annotation, molecular function: RNA binding. Gene Ontology annotation, biological process: endonucleolytic cleavage in 5'-ETS of tricistronic rRNA transcript (SSU-rRNA, 5.8S rRNA, LSU-rRNA); endonucleolytic cleavage to generate mature 5'-end of SSU-rRNA from (SSU-rRNA, 5.8S rRNA, LSU-rRNA); small-subunit processome assembly. The coding region runs from base 121 to 933 and encodes 270 amino acids. The transcript is spliced from 3 exons. Gene Ontology annotation, cellular component: nucleolus. Lineage: Eukaryota; Metazoa; Chordata; Mammalia; Rodentia; Muridae. The record is from RefSeq and is a predicted model, not a curated record.
CUGCGGCGCCGUUUAAUUACGUCACAGGCUACGUCUCUCGGGAACACAGACCCACUCGCCGGAUUUGCGUCACCUGGUAGCGACAGGUUUAAGGCUCUCGUGCUCCUCAUAUCCGCCGUCAUGGAAGCUGCGGGGUUGGUGGAGGAUCGGAAGGAGGCGAUGGCGGGAGACCUGCAGGAAGAGGCAGAGCUGGACGCAGUCUCAGCGGAGGAGCCUGAGGAAACGGCCUGCGACGGCGGCAAGAGGAAGAAGAAGGUAGUUCCGGGGAUCGUGUACUUGGGCCACGUCCCGCCGCGAUUCCGGCCCCUGCACGUACGCAACCUGCUCAGCGCCUACGGGGAAGUGGGACGCGUUUUCUUCCAGGCUGAGGACCGCUUUGUGAAGCGAAAAAAGAAGGCAGCAGCGGCCGCGGGAGGGAAGAAGGCAGCUAAAUACAGCAAAGACUAUACCGAAGGCUGGGUGGAGUUCCGCGACAAGCGCAUAGCCAAGCGAGUGGCAGCCAGUCUACAUAACACGCCCAUGGGUGCCCGAAGGCGCAGUCCCUUCCGUUAUGACCUGUGGAACCUCAAGUAUUUGCAUCGUUUUACUUGGUCCCACCUCAGCGAACACCUUGCCUUUGAACGCCAGGUACGCAGGCAGCGCCUGAGAGCAGAGGUCGCCCAAGCAAAGCGAGAGACUGACUUCUAUCUUCGAAGUGUAGAACGGGGACAACGCUUCCUGGCAGCUGAUGGCGACGCUACUCGCCCAAAUAGCUCCUGGACAUUUGCUCAACGUCCCACUGAGCAGGAGUUGAGAGCUCGCAAAGCAGCAAGGCCAGGAGGGCGGGAACGAGCUCGACUUGCCACUGCCCAGGACCAGGCCCGAUCCAACAGAGGACUCCUUGCCAGGAUCUUCGGAGCGCCGCCUCCUACAGAGAGCAAGGAAGAGCCGUAGCCAGUCUCCUGAUAGGAGAAAAAGUCGCUGUACCUACCAGCCCUGCCCUCCUCUGGCCUGUCUCCUGCAGAGUGUAACUAUCUAGGCAGAUAUUUUCUCUCUGUUCCACAGAGUGAUGUCAAGGGCC